Messenger RNA from Exophiala xenobiotica, 1147 nucleotides. RefSeq lists its product as uncharacterized. The transcript is spliced from 3 exons. The record is from RefSeq and is a predicted model, not a curated record. Bases 203 to 961 code for a protein of 252 amino acids. Gene Ontology annotation, cellular component: cytoplasm. Lineage: Eukaryota; Fungi; Ascomycota; Eurotiomycetes; Chaetothyriales; Herpotrichiellaceae.
CUAGUCGACUGGCCUAGUGAGACCUGCAUCUCUCCCAUCGACGAUGAUGAUGAUUGGGCCGAUGACAAAUCGCAAUACUUGGAGACUAUGGCAUCUUAUGAAUCCUCAAAGUAUCUCUUGAGAAUAACUUCAGCAUCGGUCUCCAUUUCAUUCAUCCAUUCAUCCCCCCAUUAGCACGAAAUCCCAUCAUAUCUCGCACGCCAUGGCCUCAAACGGGACCACGACCACCGCAACAAACGGCUCCGGCGGUCCCGAGAUCAUCUUAUAUACCAACCAUGGAUGUCCAUGGGCGCAUCGAGCUCACAUCGCGCUGAAAGAGCUGGGGCUGUCUUACAAAGAGGUCAUCAUUGAUCUGGACAGGCCUCGCGAGCCGUGGUACCUGGAAAUCAACCCGCGCGGCCUCGUCCCGACAAUCAAUUAUAACGGCGACAUCAUCACCGAAUCGGCGGUUGUAGCGCAAUUCCUCGCCGACGCACAUCAGUCACAUUUACUCCCUCCAACGACUUCGGUCGCCAACGCCCUCUACCGGGCCCGGGUCGCUUUCUUCGUCGACGCCUUCUUCUCCAAGGCGAUGCCUCUGAUCUUCGCGGGCCAGCGUGCGCAGUCCGAAGCCGACAAGGACGCGGCCGCGGAAGACUUGGUCGCGGUCGUGGUGAAAGAACUGGAGCCGCUGUUCAAUUGGAACAACAGUUCGCCCUUUUUCGGAGGCAGUGACCGGCUCACGCUGGCCGAGGUCCUGACCGGCUCUUUUGUUCUUCGGCUUCUUGCAUUGAGCAAGCCUGAGUAUGGGAUCUUGAGUCCGAAAAUCGGUGCCCUUCUUGACGAGAGGGCUCCGAGAUUCAAGGCCUGGGCUGCGAAGGUGGUUCAGGAGCCGAGUGUGACUUAUAUUUGGGAUGAGAAGCGUGUUGCCGAGAGGACCAAGGCGAGGUUCGCAAAGCUCGCUGCCGAGAAGAAACUCUAAAUUAGUUGAACAGUAAUGAGGUCGAGGUGCAUGUUGAUGUCGACGUCGAUAGGUAUCAAAUUCGUCUUCCACUCGGGAUCCAAGGAUUCUCGUAUUACGGCCUCGAAACGAGCUUGAGAGUGAGAUGAUCUUCUUAUAUUAUGAGCCAUGUACUAUCUGGAGGACCAAGAUUUCCACAGCUCCGCG